Molecule: messenger RNA, 1550 nt
Organism: Girardinichthys multiradiatus
Lineage: Eukaryota; Metazoa; Chordata; Actinopteri; Cyprinodontiformes; Goodeidae
Gene: plek2
Product: pleckstrin 2
Exons: 9
Coding region: 105-1181 (358 amino acids)
Biological process (GO): intracellular signal transduction; actin cytoskeleton organization
Cellular component (GO): plasma membrane
Source: RefSeq, a predicted model, not a curated record
GGGGUGUGUAAGGGUGUGAGCUGUGUGACGCAUUAGUCCUCAGCAUAAAAACCUAAGCAGACAAGAAGAGGCAAAUCGCCGUUUUUAAGAAUACACUGAAGAACAUGGACACAGACAAGAAAAACCCUGUUCUAAGAGAGGGGUUCCUGGUGAAGAGGGGCCACAUUGUUCAUAACUGGAAGGCACGCUGGUUUAUGCUGACCCCUGAUAAGUUGUUAUACUACAAAUACGAAGGAGGGAAACGAGAUUCGUGUCAGAGAGGGAAAAUCCUGCUGAAGGACUCUGUAAUAACGUGUCCUUUCCUGGAGUAUGAAAAUCGGCCGCUUGUGUUCAAACUCCAAACCAAGCAUGGGGUGGAUCAUUUUUUGGAGGCUUGUUCCAGAGAGGAGAGAGAUGAGUGGGCUGCUGAUAUCAGAGCCACAGUCAACAAGCUACAGGCAACUGACAAUGGGAAGCUGAUGAACCAGAAAGAUCCUGCUGAAUCCCGCUUACACAAUAUCAAUUUGAGUAAAGUGUUGGACUCCAUGUAUGACGUCCACAGUGGAAUCAAGUUGAGCAACCAUGUGGAGCAAGGAAGCAAUUACAGCAACUGCUUUUCAGGUUCAGCAGUGGUGGACUGGUUGGUGUUCAUGCAGCUCACUCUGACCCGUGUGGAGGCUGUGACCUUGGCCUCUGCUUUGCUCGAAGAGGGCUUCCUGCGGACCGUCGGCCUAAGGAGUAUGGAGGGCCUUCGCACCGCUGGCCUCAGUGAGCAGUUUAUGGACGACUCGACUGCCCUCUAUGGCUUUUCUGAUAGCUUAAAGAAGAGAGGCAGUGUGAAGGCAGAGAGGUCACUGUCUGCAGUGGAGCUGAGUGGUAAAGUCAUAAAAAGAGGAUAUCUGCUAAAACAGGGACACCGAAGGAAAAACUGGAAGGUGCGACUGUUUGUACUGCGUUCGGAGCCUGCUUUCCUACAUUAUUAUGACCCGACCAAGGAUGACAUCACCCCUGUUGGCGGCUUCUCCCUGCGAGGGUGUCUGAUAUCCUCCCUGGAUGAUAAUGGAGUUCCCUCAGGUGUAAAGGGCAACAUUCAAGGCAACUUGUUUAAAAUCAUCACUAAGUCAGACACUCGUUACUUCAUCCAGGCUCCGACUCACCAGGAGAAGAUGGAAUGGAUUGAUGCAAUCAGACAGCAGACGUAGAACAGCUGUGUCCAUAGGAACUUGAAUAGUUAACAUCAGCAAGGAGAAACACUUUUACUGUUUCUUGAAUGCACUCUCACAAUAAGGUUAACAAAUGCUUUAGAGGUAGUCACCUAUCUGUUCAUUUGUUUUUAAAAUAUCUUAUAAUGUGUGAAUGUCUUUAGUUUUUCAGUGGAGGUUUCAGUAGCAGUUGUAGCAAUUUAUGUACUUUUUUGCCUAUUUGUAUUUGUCUGUUAAAGUAUUUGCAAUUCUGUUUUCAUAUUACCAUUUGGACGAUGCUUUUUAAAUUAUUUUGACAUAUAAGCAUGUAAAUUUCCUUUUUUUUUUAUUCCUUGGAAAAUGUUUAAUUAAAGAAAUUUGUUGAACUAA